This is a messenger RNA of Limulus polyphemus (Atlantic horseshoe crab), 2861 nucleotides long. Its product is annotated as cytochrome P450 4c3-like. The record is from RefSeq and is a predicted model, not a curated record. Lineage: Eukaryota; Metazoa; Arthropoda; Merostomata; Xiphosura; Limulidae. Gene Ontology annotation, molecular function: monooxygenase activity; iron ion binding; heme binding. Bases 176 to 1795 code for a protein of 539 amino acids. The transcript has 11 exons.
GAGAAGUCACAUGCACUACCACAGGCUGUAUAGUACUUGGUACGAAGUCCACAAAUAAACCAGAUGGCCUUGAAACAUGAUACUACUCCUUUAGGAUUCUCUCGGGUGGAAAGUUAGUUAUAUUUUCACAGUGUUGACUGGUCGCCAUAAAGUUAGCGCUCCAAACUUUACCCUAAUGGAUGCUAUAUCGAGACCAUACCCAUAUCUUCGAAGUUUUUCUGUAAACCUAACUGAAUGGCCAGCUACUACCUUUUUACUGGGUGUAUUUAUUUCUUUGGCGUUCAUUAAAAUUUUGGCGAUUUUGAUACGAAGACAAAAGCUGGCGAGGUUCAUUAACAAGAUACCUGGAAUAACCCCAAUCAACCCAUUUUUAGGAAAUGUUGCGAUAAUCAGUCAAAUUUUUGAUUCAACGGACAAGAUCCGAGUGAUGUUCUUCCAAAUUCUCUGCGGUUUCUCUCACAUGUUUGACAAAGAAAGGAUUUUUCGGUUUUGGAUUGGAAUACAACCGAUUGUAGCAUUUUACAAACCAGAGACUGUUGAGGUUAUUCUCAGCAGUCCUACGAUAUUGGAAAAAUCAGACGAGUAUGUGUUAUUACAUCCAUGGUUGGGUUCUGGGUUACUGACGAGUUCUGGAAAUAAAUGGAGAGCAAGACGAAAAAUGGUGACUCCUGCAUUCCACUUUCGAAUCUUGGAAGACUUCAUCGUAGUAUUCAAUGAACAGAGUCAAAUUCUGGUAGAGAAAUUAAGACAAGUUCAAAACCAUAAGUGGGUGAAUAUGGUUAAUUAUGUUACUCUUUGUACUUUGGAUGCCAUCUGUGAAAGUGCUAUGGGAAUACAAAUUCAUGCACAGAAAAAUAUAGAAUCGCCUUACGUACAAGCGAUAUACGAAGUUGCUGAAAUGUUUAUGGCUCGUUUGAUAAGGCCGUGGCUGUGGCCCGGAUUGUUAUUUGCACUUUCUCCGUAUGGGCGUCGCUUCCACAAAAGUUUAAAAGAACUCCACGAUUUUACAAGAAAGGUCAUUCUUAACCGGAAGGUUCACAUUUUAAACGCUCAGAAAACCAAUGAAGACGACUUUGCCCCCGACAACGGGAUAGGAAGCUUAAAAAGGCCUCAGGCCUUUUUAGAUCUAUUAAUUAACCAUCAUCUCAAUGAUCCCAGCCUAACCUUAGAGGACAUCCGUGAGGAGGUGGACACUUUCAUGUUUGAGGGACAUGACACAACCGCUAUGGGAAUUAGCUGGACACUCUAUCUCAUUGGUUUGAAUCCUGCUGUUCAAAAGAAAGUGCAAGACGAACUGGACUCAAUCUUUGGGAAUGACACCGAAAGACCAAUCACCACUGACGACAUUAAAAAAAUGAAAUACUUGGAAUGUGCGAUAAAAGAAAGUCUCCGUCUUUUCCCUUCAGUUCCUUUCAUUGGAAGGGUUUUGAAAGAAGAUUUCGUCGUCAAUGGCUACCAUAUACCGAAAGGGACAUCUUGCUUCCUGCUUAUUUUUAUGCUUCAUAGAGAUCCUGAAAUAUUUCCAAAUCCGGAAGUUUAUGAUCCUGACCGUUUCCUACCAGAAAACGUAGCAGGGCGCCAUCCCUACGCUUACGUUCCUUUCUCAGCGGGUCCCAGAAACUGUAUUGGCCAAAGGUAUGCAUUGAUGGAAGAAAAAGUUAUAAUAGCAGAUAUCUUCCGUAACUUCAACGUGACAUCAUUAGAUCCAAGAGACAAGAUACAGCUGAUUGCAGAAAUGGUGAUUCGGCCAAAAGAAGGACUGCGGAUGAAAAUAACACCUCGUAUACGAGAAUAAUCUGCAUAACUAUGUGAAUUUAAUCCAUAACAGUAAAUAAAAUGAUUUGUGUUUCCAUAUUUCUACAUGACAAGUAAUCUGUAUUUAAAGAAAGAGCAGUACUUUAUAUAAAUUCAUCAAUAAUAAUAACAAUAAAACACCAGCAUAAUAAUGCACUAAUAAUUGGAGAAUUAUCAAAACAUAAAAACCCGACUAGUUUCGCAGACCAAGCUUGUUAUUCCCAAGGGAUGGAAUAAAAACCGUUUUCAGGUCAUUAUAGAUAUCAUUUAUACAUGGUGAACUGAGAACGGUUUUAUUUCGUUGUUUGAGAUUUUGUUUGAAGUUAAGCACAAAGCUACACAAUGGGCUAUCUGUGCUCUGCCCACCAGGGUAUCGAAACCCGGUAUCUAUCGUUAUAAUUUCGCAGGAAUCCAGCUGUGCCACAUCCUGUUCGUCGCUUGAGAAUGUCAAGCUCGGAAUAUCGGAAGUAGUCUGGUUUCCUAUGUUCUCUAAAUUUUUUAAUGAUUUGUACGCUAUUAUGUUGAUGUGUCAAUACAGUUUUUAAGUAAUCUCUGCUAACUUGUGCUAUGUGGAUAUAGUUUUUUGUGUGAUAUCUUGGACAUAGGAUAAAAUCUGAGGUAAAGCUUGUAUUGCAAAAUGUUUAGGAUUUCACCAUCAUACUCGAAAGCUAGGCAUUAAAAAAAACUCAUGGUUCUCCAGUGACUCGGCGACAAGUUUAAGGGGUUAUAAUGCUAAAGGCCAAGGGUCGAUUACAAGUGGUGGAGAGAGCGCAAAUAACCCAUCAUGUAGCUUUUCAUCUCUAAAACAUUAUAAAUAGAUCUAAACUAAAAUAUUAAGUUUUGAUGUGACUCUCCUAAGAAUGUUAUACCUAUUGUUCUUUUUAGCUUAUGAUGUAUUUGUACGAAAUUAAUUCUAAACCUGUAGAAAUUACAUUUAUUUUCAUAUUAUUCAUGCUAACACUAAAACUAAUUUUAAGACCUAAUCGGAAUAUACCAAAUUUAUGUAAUUACGUACUAUAUGCUAAUCUAAGUACUGCCUCUUAAUAAAAGAAAUUGUGGAAAAAGUA